Molecule: messenger RNA, 647 nt
Organism: Oncorhynchus tshawytscha (Chinook salmon)
Lineage: Eukaryota; Metazoa; Chordata; Actinopteri; Salmoniformes; Salmonidae
Product: stonustoxin subunit beta-like
Exons: 1
Molecular function (GO): protein binding
Source: RefSeq, a predicted model, not a curated record
UAUUGUGUCUGGUUUCAUCCAUCAGAUGUCUGUGAUCUCACACUGGACCCAAACACAGUAAACAGACACCUCUCUCUGUCUGAGGGGAACAGAACGGUGACAUGGAGGACAGAGGAGCAGCCGUAUCCUGAUCACCCAGAGAGAUUCGAGUACUGUGAACAGGUCCUGUGUAGAGAGGGUCUGACUGGGCGCUGUUACUGGGAGGUAGAGUGGAGUGGGAGGGCUGGUAUAGGAGUGACAUAUAAAGGAAUCAGCAGGAGAGGAAGGGGUGAGGACUGUUGGCUUGGACACAAUGACAAGUCCUGGUGUCUGUUCUGCUCUGACAACAGUUACAUUGCCUGGCACAAUAAUAAUCCCACUACCAUAGACGUCCCCUCCUCCAGCUCCCACAGAGUAGGAGUGUAUUUGGACUGGUCAGCCGGCACUCUGUCCUUCUAUAGAGCCUCCUCUGACACACUGACCCACCUGUACACAUUCACCUCCACAUUCACUGAGUCCCUCUAUCCAGGGAUUUGGGUUCAUUUCUCCUCAGUGUCCCUGUGUUAGUGAUACACACACACACACUGGACACAGACACACACACACUGGACAACACACACACACACACACACUGGACAAACACACACACACACUGGACACACACACAC